Messenger RNA from Pomacea canaliculata, 1499 nucleotides. RefSeq lists its product as uncharacterized. The transcript has 3 exons. The record is from RefSeq and is a predicted model, not a curated record. The coding region runs from base 516 to 977 and encodes 153 amino acids. NCBI's taxonomy places the organism in Eukaryota, Metazoa, Mollusca, Gastropoda, Architaenioglossa, Ampullariidae.
CCUUUCGUGGUCUUGAUUGAAAUAGGUCAACUGGAAAUCCAAGUAAGUUUCAUUUCAUUCUUUCCAACUAAUUUUAAGAACACUUUCAUAUUAUCAUUAUUAUUUUUAUACUACUGCUACAAGGCAAUAGAAACUGAUAUAAAGUCAAAUGCAGUAAGAUUGGGAUCAGGGAGGAAACAAUUAACAGGUCGUGGAUAUUAGUGUCGUCUGACCUUUACUUAAAGGAGGCGGUGCACCGGGGAUGUUGGGCCGAGAAGUUGUUCUGAGAAAUCUGGUGAUUGUCCACCUUAUUCAUUACACUGCUGUCAUGCUCAUCACUCGCUACCAAGAGACUGACUGACGAUCGACAGAGAAACUUUUGUCUCCAAGCUCUAUUUGUAGCAGACAUUUGUUUGUAGUCAGUGUAUAUAUAUACACACACACACACAUUUAUUGAAGCCUGUGAAUUUGUGUGCUUUAAUACAAGUCUGGAAAAUACCUUCCAAUCACAAGUGUGGUUCAGUGGUACUACAGACAUGAUGUGUACGCCAGGAACUGUGAUGUUAUUGAUGUUAUUGAGACUUUCUAAAGGAGUUUUCUUAGCUUCAGAGACUUGUUCCCAGUCUGGAUGGUUCGGACCAAAGUGUGUCUACAAGUGUCACUGCCAAAAUGACAGUCUUGAUAAGACACCAUGUGAUUUCGCUCAGGGAACCUGCGCUGAAGGAAGUCGAUGUGAAGAUGGCUACACAGGAGCAUCCUGCCAGUAUAGCUAUCUCGCCUUCUGCAGGAGUUCUUCACUUGUAAGUUGUGAAGGAGACCAGGACAGUUCUCUUGCUGUUGAUGGUAAGGAUGCAACGUGUAUCACGCUACGAGCAAUGGGGUCACGUGACUGCUCCUGGUCUGUAAAUCUCACAUCGGCAUCCUUUGUAACUCAGAUAAGUGUAAAAAUUCCUCCAGGUGAGUUUACCGGUGAUAUUUCCAAUGCUUUAUUAGAAUAACUGCAGUAUUCGUACAAAAAACUUAAAUAAAGGUAUAACAAUUUUUAUUUUGAAUUAAAUGCAGAUAAAAAUGAAAACUUUGUGCAUUAUAAAAAACGACAAUCACAGUUAAAGUCUCAUGCUACCAAAGACCUUGUAUUAUAUAAUACAUCAUCUUUCAUGCUACCAGUUCCCGAGAUAUUGUUUACUUGUAUGGAUGUCAGGCAUGACAUCAGGACAUAGAUUCUCUAUUGAUCUUUAUUCCUAGUCAAGACAAUUCUUUACCUGCUAUUUUCUUGUUGAUCUGUGUUUCUGUAAAUUCCUCAACUGUGUACGUGUUUUGAGGAGAAAAACUCAGUAGACCGACUUUGUCUUUAGACGUACUCCUAAAUCAUUUUACAGGUGCACACAAUAACUACACCUGGCAGGUAUAUUGCCAUAACGACAGGAAAAUCACAACAACAGAAGCCCGACGCCAGGUUUCAGCUGACAACGACAUCAUCUACUUCCCGCCGAAGAACUUUCUGGUGACGAGAGUUGAGA